This is a messenger RNA of Myotis brandtii (Brandt's bat), 5593 nucleotides long. Its product is annotated as zinc finger BED domain-containing protein 4. NCBI's taxonomy places the organism in Eukaryota, Metazoa, Chordata, Mammalia, Chiroptera, Vespertilionidae. Bases 508 to 4029 code for a protein of 1173 amino acids. The record is from RefSeq and is a predicted model, not a curated record. The transcript has a single exon. Gene Ontology annotation, molecular function: DNA binding; protein dimerization activity.
GGGGGUAUUUUCAUUGUGUAAGUGGAUUGUAAAAAAGUCAAAGAACGAGCUUUUCUAUUUUAAUUUACCAUUAUAGAAUUUUUUUUCUAUGCAAAUUGAAGCUGAUAGAUCCCUGGCACUACAAGGUUUGAAAUGUGUAAAUCAGUUAAGUGCUUGACCUGAUUUCAUGUUUUGUAGGUAAUGCAGGACCAUCAAGAUGGCGGCGAUCCUGUUUUCAAGGCAACAAGCAGGUCUACACAGCAUGAAUUUACGUCUGCACCAAGAAGUACUUUAUAUAACUCCUGGAAAGCAGUGGUCUGGGCCCUGAGAUGAUGUGCUCCUGAGUUGCAUCUUCUGUUUUCCAGUAACAUGUAUGAUUAGCCAUAUUCAUAAACAUCCUGAAAGUUAGAAUUAUUUUGAAAACACUGAAGAUAAUGGAUGUUUGGGGGCAAAUUGAGAGCUUGGAUCAUUUUCUUACCAACCUGAGAUAGCAACAUGAUGACACAGCCAGAAUAGUUAUGGUGAGUCAUGGAGAAUAACCAGGAAACCCAUCCGCCCAAAGGGGAUGGUGACUUUGUUUCUGAUAAAAUAAACUUUAAAAUAGAAGAAGAAGAUGAUGGAAUUCAGAAUCACAGCUUGGAAAGAGUGGACUUUAAGAUUGAACAAGAGGACAGGAAAGCAGCUGGAAGUGGUGAUGAACAGGCAGAGAUCAGAGAAGCGAGCUACAGCUGUAAGCCCCCGGGGAAGUGUUUCCCUGCCGACCACGAGGACGACUAUGGGGCCCUGUUCUCACAGUACAGCAGCACGUUGUACGAUGUUGCCAUGGAAGCUGUGACGCAGAGCCUCCUGUCCAGCCGCAGCAUGAACUCCAGGAAGAAGUCUCCGGCCUGGAAACAUUUCUUCAUCUCUCCUCAGGAUACAACAAAAGCAGUGUGUGUUUAUUGCAUGAAAGAGUUCAGCCGCGGCAAAAACGAGAAGGACCUGAGCACGAGCUGUCUCAUGCGGCACGUGAGGAGGGCACACCCCACAGCACUCAUCCAGGAGGAAGGCAGUGUGUCUACCCUGGGAUCCAUCUCCUCCCCUGCACUGGUGUUCCCUCCUCAGCCCACACCCCUUGGAGACCUGGGCACCGUACUGUCACCCAUCAAACUUGUCCAGAAAAUAGCCUCCAAGAUCCCAUCUUCUGAGCAAGUGACAGAAGAAUCUGGAUCUGUUGUAUCUUCUGAAGAGGUCUCCUCUGAUGUGUCCGUCUCUGAGAAAUACAGGCAGGAAGAAGCCCUGGUGGAGCCACCCCAACCGCUCCCCACUCCCCAGCAUGAUGACUCUGCAGAGAGUGGGCCAGAGAAGAGCUUUCCACUUCCAAAGAGUACCUCUGGAUCCCGAAGGUGGUCUGCAGUCUGGAAGCACUUCUACCUGUCACCUCUGGACAGCUCCAAGGCCGUGUGCAUUCACUGCAUGAGUGAGUUCAGCAGAGGGAAAAACGGGAAGGACCUGGGUACCAGCUGCCUCAUCCGGCACAUGUGGCGGGCACACCGCGCCAUCGUACUGCAGGAGAAGAGUGAGGGUGCAGCUAUUACGCCACCCUACUCUGCACCCACCACUUUGUUGCCUGCCCUACCAACGCAGGAGGGAAAUCCAAGCCCUAUGUCCUCAUCACCAGGCAACGAGGUACAAGAGUCCCCCUGGGCGUCCUCCUCCCCUGACCAGCUUACUGAGCACCUGCAGGCAUGUCUAAAGCCUGGGGAUUCACCGAUGGAAGAUGCAUCAGUGUUGUCAUCCUCUGAUGAUGUGGGCGAGGCCUCGUUGGUGUCCUCCCCUGAGAAGCAGCAGGGUGAUGGGUCGAGCCCUCACAUGGUUGAGUCUGGUGUUAUAUUCCAACAGAAUCAAAAGGUGAUGAAGAGACUGAAGUCGGAGGUCUGGCAUCACUUUUCCCUCGCCCCCAUGGACAGUCUGAAGGCGGUGUGCAGACACUGCAGCUGUGUCAUCAGUCGAGGAAGGAAGGGUGAUGUGGGCACCAGCUGUUUGAUGAGACAUCUCUACAGGCGCCACCCAGAAGUUGUUGGGAACCAAAAGGGCUUCCUGGGGGCUAGUUUGGCAAACCCUCCAUACAACACCUUGGCAUCCACAGAAACUUCCUCCAAACUAACUGACCUUCCAGCAGUGGUUACCAAAAGCCGUCCAGUUCUAUUUCCCGUUCACAGUAAGAAGACCUCCAAGCUGUGGAAUCACUUUUCUGUCUGCUCUGCAGACCCCACUAAAGUCGUGUGCUUGCACUGUGGCCGGACGAUAAGCAGGGGCAAGAAGCCAACUAACCUGGGCACCAGCUGUCUUCUGAGGCAUUUACAAAGGUUCCACGGCAGCGUGCUGAAGACCGAUGUCCCCAAGACCAUGCUGCCCUCUCCUCCAGGCGUCAGCGUGCCCCUGAGCGCAGAAUUGUCAGGAGCUUCCUCCUUUGACAACACUGAUGAGAAGUUUUAUGAUUCUCAUCCAGUUGCCAAAAAGAUAACAAGUCUCAUAGCUGAAAUGAUUGCACUUGACCUUCAGCCAUAUUCUUUUGUUGAUAAUGUUGGCUUUAACAGGCUGCUCGAAUACUUGAAACCUCAGUACUCUUUGCCCUCCCCUUCCUACUUUUCCAGGACAGCUAUCCCCGGAAUGUACGAUAAUGUGAAACAGAUCAUUAUGUCACACCUUAAGGAAGCUGAGAGUGGUGUGGUCCACUUCACGUCUGGAAUAUGGAUAAGUAACCAGACCCGGGAGUACCUGACACUCACUGCUCACUGGAUCACCUUCAAGUCGACAGUCUGGCACUGUGAGGAUCACCACUGCUCAGCACUGUUAGACGUGUCACAGAUUGACUGCGACUAUAGCGGCAACAGCAUUCAGAAGCAGCUGGAAUGUUGGUGGGAGGCCUGGGUGACAUCCACUGGCCUUCAGGUUGGCAUUACAGUGACUGACAAUCCCAGCAUAGGAAAGACGCUGAAUGAAGGGGAGCACUCCAGCGUGCAGUGCUUCAGUCACACGGUGAACCUCAUUGUUAACGAGGCCAUUAAAAGCCAGAGAAUGGUGCAGAAUUUACUCAGCAUUGCUCGGAAGCUAUGUGAGCGGGUGCUUCGCUCACAUGCAGCAAAAGAGAAACUGGCAGAGCUGCAGAAGGAGUAUGAAUUGCCACCCCACCACCUUAUUCAGGACGUCCCAUCCAAAUGGAACACGUCGUUUCAUAUGCUCGAACGGCUCAUUGAGCAGAAGAGAGCAAUUAACGAGAUGUCCAUCGAGUGUAAUUUCAGAGAACUGAUCAGUUGCGACCAGUGGGAGGUCAUGAAGUCUGUGUGUCAUGCGCUGAAGCCCUUUGAUGCUGCGAGUCGGGAGAUGAGUAGCCACAUGUCUACCCUCAGCCAGGUCAUCCCCAUGAUCCACAUUCUGAACAGAAAAAUUGAGAUGCUGUUUGAGGAGACCAUGGGCAUCGACACCAUGCUGAAGUCUCUGAAGGAAGCCAUGGUGAGCCGACUGUCCGCCACCCUCCACGAUCCCAGGUACAUCUUUGCUACACUGUUGGACCCUCGUUACAAAGCCUCCCUGUUCUCCGAGGAGGAGGCGGAGCAGUACAAGCAGGAUUUAAUCAGGGAACUAGAAAUGCUGAAUUCUACCUCAGAGGACAUACCUGUCUCCAAUGGGUGUGCUUCAGGCUCCUCAUCGAGAGACUCCAGUGGGGAUGAAAGCCUGUGGUCACUCAUGGCCAAGAUAAAAAAGAAAGGCCCAAGAGAAAAGAUGAAGGUUCCUGAGGCCAUGGUGCUUUCUUACCUGGAGGAGGAGGUGCUUGAACACAGCUGUGACCCACUUACCUACUGGAACCUAAAGAAGUCUGCCUGGCCAGGACUCUCAGCCUUGGCCGUCAGGUUUUUGGGUUGUCCCCCGAGUAUUGUCCCUUCAGAAAGGCUGUUCAGCACACCCACUGAGAACGGUAGCUUUGGCCAGUCCAGGCUCAUGAUGGAACAUUUUGAAAAACUUAUCUUUUUGAAAGUGAAUCUUCCAUUAAUAUAUUUUCAGUAUUGAAAUCACAAUGGAGCCACCAGACUAAAGGUGUUGUUGCUCAUUAGGCACCAGCUGUUUGUCACAGGCUGUUGGUUGGCACCAGUUGGUGCCAAGGAGGACAUCAGACCGGGCACUCUCAGGUCCACACUGAGUUUCUCUUGAAGUCUCACCAUAAUGUCUAUAUGUGCCUUACUCCUAGUCCUUCAAGCCAGGUAACACGGUGUGUUUUUUACAAAGCCAUUAGAAAUAACCUGUCUUGUUAAUUAUGAAACAGGAUGAUUAGGUUUUAACCCAUAACUAUAAAGUUUUUUAAAAACUGGGAGUUGACCUUUUUCUUCUCCUGGGAGCACUCCCAUGCCUUUCCCUUCUUCCUCUUCAUCCCUCUCAGGUGUGCAUCUCCUAAACUCUAUGGGACCCCAUGAGACUUUUAAAUAGGAGAGUGGUGGGCAGCAGCAGCGAAUCCAGGUUGGCACCCUGAACCUGUCUCCAAGGCCACCUUCUUUCUCUGACUUCCCAGUGAGCUACAGCAGCCCCACCUAGUCUCUUUCUGUUGCUCCUCUUCAAAUCCAUCCUUGUUUCACUGUUCCCAGCUUUAAGAAACUAUCAAAAUAAAAAGCGGGGGUUAGUAAUUCAUUUUACUAGAAGACAGGGUAGAUUUAAACAAUUUUAUUCUGUAGCCUUUAAUUAUGUAAGAACAAAUCAGGUACUGUAUUUUAGUUAAAAAUUGCUUUAGUUGCAACAAAACAGCCUUUGUGGCUGUCAAAUAAAAUCUGGAAAUAGGUGGAGUAGAAGCCAUCCUGACUGAGUGGUUUUUACCUGUAGCCCUAUACAUAUGUGAGGAGUGCAGAGAAUAUUGUGGAAGAUACUGUUUGCUACAAGAGAGAUGUGGCAUUUGAAGACAAAACUAAACAGAAGUAUCAUGGAAUGUCAGUUACAUGGUGGUUGGUAAGGAGAACUUCCCCAUGUUCUGGUUUUGUGCUGAUGUUACACGUGGUGUUAACUCGGGGACAUCCCCAUUAUUUAUAACGUGCUCCUUGCUGCCUGUUGUCCUGCCAGUGGACCACAUGACACAUUUAUAACAGUUGUGGUGAUUGAACCUCCAAGCCUCUGACUUAGUGUCUCUACACUUUGAAGCUGUCUUUUGAAAUGUGUGUAGUGCCCCCCAAUUUGAUCAAAAUACGUGUAAAAUUCUUUGUAGAAGAGGUGGUUUAUUAACAGGGAAGAAUGUUGUUAUGUUACAGUUGUAAGAAUAGCUUAGGUGUUUAGGUUUUUCUUAUAAUACGGAAGACUCGGCUAUCACGGGUAUUUUAGAAUCCCAGGGACAUCAGAAUGAAGUGUCAGUUGUCAGAUUCUUUUAAUAUGUCUUCAGAAUUUUUGCUUCAACAUAUAGAAAAGGGUUCAUUUCCUUAUUUCACACCAAAUAAAUAUUCUGGGUGAAAUAAGUCAUUCAUUGCCUGUGCCAUUUUAGAAAAGUUGUUUCCUCAAAAUACUGUACCUGUUAUUAAUCUCACUUUGCACUGACUAUGUUUUGGUAUAUUUAUAAAUGGGGAACUCAGUUUCUGGAACUAAACUUAUUUGCCAUUUU